Molecule: messenger RNA, 102 nt
Organism: Penicillium digitatum Pd1
Lineage: Eukaryota; Fungi; Ascomycota; Eurotiomycetes; Eurotiales; Aspergillaceae
Source: RefSeq, a predicted model, not a curated record
AUGGGGCACUGCCAAGAUAUCGAGGGUGGAGCGGGUGAGAGCUCAGAUCAGCGGGCAGGUUGUCAGCAGAUACAGCAUUACGGAAUAGCCCUGAAGGGCUAG